Molecule: messenger RNA, 1581 nt
Organism: Trichechus manatus latirostris (Florida manatee)
Lineage: Eukaryota; Metazoa; Chordata; Mammalia; Sirenia; Trichechidae
Product: butyrophilin subfamily 1 member A1
Exons: 7
Coding region: 1-1581 (526 amino acids)
Biological process (GO): T cell receptor signaling pathway; regulation of cytokine production
Cellular component (GO): external side of plasma membrane
Molecular function (GO): signaling receptor binding
Source: RefSeq, a predicted model, not a curated record
AUGGCAGUUUCCCCAAACUCCUGCCUCCCCAGAUGUCUGCUCACCCUCCUUCUCCUCCAGUUCCCCAAGCUGGAUUCAGCUCACUUUGAUGUGAUUGGGCCCCAGGAGCCCAUCCUGGCUCUGGUGGGUGAUGAUGUCGAGCUGCCUUGUCACCUCUCCCCAAACGUGAGUGCUGAACACAUGGAGCUGCGGUGGUUCCGGAAGAAGGUUUCGCCAGCCGUGCUGGUGCACCGGGAUGGUGUGGAGCAGGAAGGAGAGCAGAUGCCGGAGUACCGAGGGAGAGCCACACUGGUGAACGACAACAUCACUGCGGGGCGCGUGGCUGUGAGGAUCCACGGUGUCAGGGCUUCUGAUGAUGGGGAAUACCGGUGCUUUUUCAGAGAGGAUGAAAGCUACGAAGAGGCCAAGGUGCAGCUGAAGGUGGCUGCUCUAGGCUCUGAUCCUCACAUCCAUAUGGAAGUUCAAGACAGAGGUGAGAUCUGGUUGGAGUGUUCUUCAUUUGGAUGGUACCCAGAGCCCCAGGUGCAGUGGAGAACUCCCAAAGGAGAGAAAUUUCCAUCCACAUCAGAGUCCAGCAAUCCUGAUGAGGAAGGCCUGUUCACUGUGGCAGCUUCACUGAUUAUCGGAGACAACUCCGUGGGGAAUGUGUCCUGCUGCAUCCAAAACCUUCUUCUUGGCCAGGAGAAGGAAGUAGGAAUUUCCAUACCAGCUCCCAUCUUUCCAAGACUGACUCCCUGGAUGGUGGCUGUGGCUGUUAUUGUGAUAGUCUUAGGACUUCUCACCACUGGGUCCAUAUUUUUCACUUGGAGACUAUACAGGGAAAGAUUCAGAGAGAGGAAGAAUGAAUUCAGCCCUAAAGAGAAACUCCUGGAAGAGCUCGAAUGGAAAAAGGCUACACUGCAUGCAGUUGAUGUGACUCUGGACCCAGACACGGCCCAUCCCCAUCUCUUUCUGUAUGAGGAUUCAAAAUCUGUCCGACUGGAAGAUUCACGACAGAAACUGCCUGAAAAACCAGAGAGAUUUGACUCUUGGCCCUGUGUGUUGGGUCGUGAGACCUUCACCUCAGGAAGACAUUAUUGGGAGGUGGAGGUGGGAGACAGGACCGACUGGGCGAUCGGAGUGUGUAGGGAGAAUGUGCUGAAGAAAGGAUUUGACCCCAUGACUCCUGAGAAUGGGUUCUGGGCUGUGGAGUUGUAUGGAAAUGGGUAUUGGGCACUCACCCCACUCCGGACCCCUCUUCCAUUGGCAGGAGCCCCCCACCGUGUUGGGAUUUUCCUGGACUAUGAAUCAGGAGACAUCUCCUUCUACAAUAUGUCUGAUGGAUCCCUUAUCUAUACUUUCCCCAAGGUCUCUUUCUCUGGCCCCCUCCGGCCCUUCUUCUGCCUAUGGUCCUGUGGUAAGAAGCCCCUGACCAUUUGCCCAAUCACUUAUGGGCUUGAGGGGGUCACAGUAGUUGCUGAUGCCCUGGACCUUUCUAAGGAGAUCCCAAUGUCCCCCAUUGUGGAAGACUCUGCAUCCAGGGAUACAGACACCCUCCGUUCUAAACUGAUCCCUACCCAACCCGGCCAAGGGGCACCUUAA